Molecule: messenger RNA, 1979 nt
Organism: Owenia fusiformis
Lineage: Eukaryota; Metazoa; Annelida; Polychaeta; Sabellida; Oweniidae
Source: the annotation of a GenBank genome assembly
UCAAACCUAAAAAUUACAAAUAAGCAAUCAAAAGACCAAACUACAAUAUUAUAUAGAAAAAUACAUAUUUUAGGUGCAAAACAUUUUAAAUAGGAGUUCAGUAUCAGAAGGAGAUGCAAUAUAUUCAUAACAUUUGGAAGGAAUUAAAGUAUUCACAAUUCACACCAUUGGAAGUAUUUAAUUUUUUGACAAUUUUUCAUACUGGAAGUGACUAAGACCAUGGAUGGAUAUUAGCAUUAAAAACAGUGAAAAUGUCGACGAAUUCUGAUGAAAGUCUUAUUCACAAUCUAACAGAUGAAUACCAAAAUAUGACAGGGAAAUGUCACAAUGUAACAGGGAACUAUCACAAUGUGACAGGGAAAUGUCACAAUGUGACAGGGAAUUAUCACAAUGUGACAUUAAGUGACCAAAACUGGGAUGAUUCUUCAAUGGAAAGAGCAAUAUCACUUUUGGUAAUAACACUUAUAAUCAUAUUGGCCAAUACAUUGACUUUGAUUGUAGCACAUAAAUUAGUGAAACAAGGCCAGAAAUUUACAAACUUAUUUAUAUUUGCUUUAGCAUGGACUGAUCUGCUAGUUGCUGUUUUAGUUUUGCCAUUUUCAUUAGCAGGGCAUUUUGGAGUUUUCAUUGACCAUCACAACAUAAUUUGUAAAUUCAGUUUCUUGGUAACGAACACGCUCACACAGAUGUCCGUAUUUCUUAUUGUAGCCAUGAGUGUUGAGCGUUACAUGGCAUUUGUUCAUCCUCUAGUCCACAAAGUUAAGUUUACAUUGACGAAAGCAAGAUGGACGAUUGUUCUGAUUUUUGCGACAUGUUUCACUGGUUCGAUUUUACCUGUGUUUGGUAUAGGUGAACUAGACAAUCACGGAUAUGUGUGCAUGAUUAAAUGGGACUCUGCAUCCUUAGCAGGGAAAAUUGUGAUGUAUGUAUUAGCUGGUGCAGGAAUAGCAAUGAUAACAUUGGUUUGGAUAUUGAAUAUCUUGGUAAUUUACCAUUUAAAUAUAAAACAGUCAAUCCCACUUAACAAGAACAGUUUAAGUACAAGGAUUAAAUCGGGAACAGAGUCCUCACCAAAGCUGAGAGUAAAGAAAACAUUAAACUUUAGGAUACUUAUAGGAAAAUGUCGAGGAAAUGCAAAAAUGAGAGAAAAAUCUAGGAAAAAUAAAUCAGAAAUAAAAUUUGCCCAGAUAACCAUUGUUCUAGCAUUUUUCUUCUCUCUAUGCUGGCUGCCAUACUGUAUACGCUCAAUCAUGGUCCAAAGUGGAUACCCGAAAGAUAAGUUCAUAGACUUCAUCGUCACCAGACUGGCAGCCUGUAACUCAAUGAUCAACCCCAUCAUCUAUGGUGCACUGAAAGUUGGCUAUAGACGUGGAUACCUGUACCUUCUACGUCUUGCAGUGCAUUAUGUCUUGUGUAAACAGACAGAGAGACCUAAUGAAGAAAGCUUCCUUCAGAGUAGAACUCGAGGCACUUACCACAAACAAUGUUACUCUGUGAGUCAAACCCCCAAACUACUUCAUUCUCAAGGGGGAAGCCAACAGAAUGGUGGGUCAACCAGUUCAAACCUUGAUUCAAUACAUACCAGACAUAGUGCUACUCCUCAUAGGAAUUCACCUACAGUUAAUCGUUUAAUUAGAAUCGUUGCCAAGACAGAGCUGAACAGUAACAGUCAGGAUUCUAUAGACAAGUUACAAGAACAUUGUGGAAUAAGCACAACUGAUGAACCAAAAGAGGAUGUGUCUAUAUUGUAAUGACUAAAAGAUGAGAGCAGUUAUGUUAAGGGAUGCCCAAUGAUCACCAAGCAAUAUGAUUUUAGCUGACAUUCUCCAUUUCAGUUGGUUAUUGAACUUCGCUUUGCAAAAGGCUCAUACAGAUUAAAACUGAACAUUCAUUCAUUGUUUCUUUAGUGCUACUGUAAAAUCAUCUUAUAUCUUAUUAAUGCUAAUAAUGAUUUAAGAUAUUAAAUGCCAAAUGUGUAA